This is a messenger RNA of Strongylus vulgaris, 918 nucleotides long. The record is from the annotation of a GenBank genome assembly. NCBI's taxonomy places the organism in Eukaryota, Metazoa, Nematoda, Chromadorea, Rhabditida, Strongylidae.
UUGGUAAAUAUUGCAGCAGCCAGUGCCGGUCCCGGACCAGCUGGACAGCAAGGUACAGCUGCGGGUAAAAUUUGUGGAUAUUUUGAUGAAGAACACGAUUUCCUCAGUGGUUUUCUAAACAUCGCUAAGGAAGUUGGCAUGAAACUCAGUGAUCAACAAGGUGGACAAGCAGGAGUUCAGGCAGAUGCUGGUGCACAGGCAGGUCAUGAAGGUUCCAAGGUCAGCUCGGAUGAUUUCGCAAAACUGCUGGCAGCGCUCGGACCUCUUGUUGGAACAAUCACUAACAAAGCUUUCACAUCGGACGCUCCAAAAAAGGAUGUCGAAGAAGAAGUCACAAAAGUCGAUUCGCAAGGAGGGAAGGUGCAGCUUUCAUCGGCUCCAACAGACUCAGCAGCAAAAUCUGGAUCUGAACAGGGUGCACAGGCUUCAGCUGGAGACUCAGCAGCAAAAUCUGGAACUGAACAGGGUGCACAGGCUUCAGCUGGAGGUAAUUUCGAUCAUCUUCGAACUCAACUCAUCUUGCUUCUCUUCCCUAUAAGGGAUCCCAGAGUUACAGUACCAAAUGAAAGCAAACUCAGUGGCGGCGAUUUCCUCAGCGGUCUUAUGAAUGUGGCUAAAGAUUUGGGCAACGCUAUCAAUGAGCCACAGUCAGGAACUGAGAAAGUCCAGCAAGGCAACCACCAACAAAUCAAUCAAGAUGAUAUUGCUAAGAUUACCGCUAGUCUUGGUACUCUUGGCAUGUUGCUAAAGGAUAAGGCUGGCGACUUCUUUGAGAAGCCAAUUGGCGAAAAAGAAAAGGAGACGCCUAAAGAGCAGCCUAAACAUGAACCUGUUAUCGACGAUGUGGAAGGCGAAAUUGGACGAGUUAAAGUCUCUGGAUACACUGGAGAAAGAGAUUUAACCAAGAAAAAUGAAUAA